Pteropus alecto (black flying fox) is the source of this 1981-nucleotide messenger RNA. It is a transcript of the gene FOXRED1, whose product is annotated as FAD dependent oxidoreductase domain containing 1. Gene Ontology annotation, molecular function: oxidoreductase activity. The transcript is spliced from 11 exons. Gene Ontology annotation, cellular component: cytoplasm. The record is from RefSeq and is a predicted model, not a curated record. NCBI's taxonomy places the organism in Eukaryota, Metazoa, Chordata, Mammalia, Chiroptera, Pteropodidae. Bases 59 to 1525 code for a protein of 488 amino acids.
AGGCGGCGAGGAGCAGUGCCGGAGUUAGCGGCUGGCGCGCAGAGGCAUCAGUGUCAGAAUGGCCAUGCUUCGAGGGCUUCUGCGACUCCGCCUGCUUUGCGGCCUCUUGGGCCGGGAGCUAAGCACACGCAGAAGAAGCUCGACUCUGGACUGGGCUGGAAAGAUGUCCGAGAUUAAAAAGAAGAUCCAGUCAGUCCUUCCUGGAGGGGCCUGGAAUCCACUGUAUGACACCAGCCACCUACCCCCUGAACACUCAGAUGUGGUGAUUGUGGGAGGUGGAGUGCUUGGCCUGUCCGUGGCCUAUUGGCUGAAGAAGUUGGAGAAGCAACGAGGUGCCAUUCAGGUGCUGGUAGUGGAACGGGACCACACGUAUUCCCGGGCCUCCACUGGGCUUUCCGUGGGUGGGAUUCGUCAGCAGUUCUCAUUGCCCGUGAACGUCCAGCUCUCCCUAUUUUCAGUCGACUUUCUACGGAACAUCAACGAUUACCUCGCUGUAGUCGAUGACCCUCCCCUGGACCCCAGAUUCAACCCCUCAGGUUAUCUCUUGCUGGCUUCAGAAAAGGGUGCUGCGAUCAUGGAGAACAAUGUGAAAAUGCAGAGGCAGGAAGGUGCCAAAGUGUGUCUGAUGUCUCCUGAGCAGCUGCGGAACAAGUUUCCCUGGAUAAACACAGAAGGCGUGGCCUUGGCGUCUUAUGGGUUGGAGGGCGAAGGUUGGUUUGACCCUUGGAGUCUACUCUGGGGGCUUCGGCGAAAGGUCCAGUCCAUGGGGGUCCUUUUCUGCCAGGGAGAGGUGACACGUUUUGUCUCUUCAUCUAACCGCAUGGAGACCACAAAUGGAGAAGAGGUGACUUUGAAAAGGAUCCAUGAAGUCCAUGUGAAGAUGGACCACAGCCUGGAGUACCAGCCUGUGGAAUGUGCCAUAGUGAUCAAUGCAGCAGGAGCCUGGUCUGGGCAAGUCGCAGAGCUGGCUGGUAUUGGGAAGGGACCACCUGGCACUCUGCAGGGCACCAAGCUACCUGUGGAGCCAAGGAAAAGGUAUGUGUACUUAUGGCACUCUCCCGAGGGACCAGGCCUGGAGACUCCAUUCAUUGCAGACACCAGUGGAGUCUAUUUCCGCCGUGAAGGAUUAGGCAACAACUACUUGGGUGGCCGUAGCCCCACUGAGGAGGAGGAACCGGACCCAGGGAACCUUGAAGUGGACCAUGAUUUCUUCCAGGACAGGGUGUGGCCCCAGUUGGCCCAGAGGGUACCAGCUUUUGAGAAUUUGAAGGUUCGGAGAGCUUGGGCUGGCUAUUACGACUACAACACCUUUGACCAGAAUGGUGUGGUGGGCCCUCACCCACUGGUUGUCAACAUGUACUUUGCCACGGGCUUCAGUGGCCAUGGGCUCCAGCAGGCACCCGCCGUGGGGCGAGCUGUGGCUGAGAUGGUACUGGAGGGUCACUUCCAGACCAUCAAUCUGAGCCCCUUCCUCUUCAGCCGCUUUUACUUGGGAGAGAAGGUCCAGGAGCGUAAUAUCUUUUGAGCCCGUAAGCUCUGAAUUCACUGGCCCUAUUUCCCCAUCUGUUACCCCUGACUCAAAUCUUGGCCAUGUUCACAUCCUCCUCCCUAGCACCAUGCCAAGUUCUCUUCCACCACCCUCAUCUCAUCCAGGUCAUCCUGCCCCCAUGUGGCUGGGCAGGCAGGAGGACUGCAGGCUUUGAAGUUCUCACCUGAGGCCCAGACUAACAGAGAUUGAUGGGGCAAGACCCUAGGACUGAUCCGUGGCCCAGGCUAAUGCUACCCACCAAGGUAGUCCAGCUGGACAGAACACCUCGGGUCCUGAGCACCAUAGCCCAGGACUGGCUCCUUCCUGGUACUGACCCAGAACAAUCACCUCUACCCCUCUUGGCAUACCCCAGCAGAGUCUAGGCAGGGAGCAUUCUGGGGCAGCCUGGCCCAGAUUUAUCAAUCAAUAAAUGUGAUUAACAGGUUCUUUCUA